Cucurbita maxima (winter squash) is the source of this 1944-nucleotide messenger RNA. Its product is annotated as transmembrane protein 135 homolog. The record is from RefSeq and is a predicted model, not a curated record. The coding region runs from base 185 to 1678 and encodes 497 amino acids. NCBI's taxonomy places the organism in Eukaryota, Viridiplantae, Streptophyta, Magnoliopsida, Cucurbitales, Cucurbitaceae. The transcript has 8 exons.
AAAUAUGGGCGGAGGGUUGUGAGUCGCAAACUGACAGGGAUUUCGCGUUAAUUUAAUGCUUGAGAAAUUAGAGCACAGGAUUUGGUUUUAUCCGCGCCAAUUCGUCUAUGCUGCCUUUGGGAUCUCACUUCCUCUUCAACUCACGCUCGGAAGGUGAGCCCUAGUCUCCGCUGCAGUGGCCGUCAUGUCGCCGGGCGGAUGUAUUGAGAAUGGGGACGCGGAAGCUGCUGGUAACUGCAAAUCCGGUGAUUCGUAUUGCGAGCAUUGUGGUCGUGGUUGUGGCAGUGGUUCGGCGGAUUAUUCUUCUUUGCCGGCUUUUUCUUGCUCUUCUUAUUCACUUUGGCUUGAUUCUGCGCGGUUGAGAGAGUCGGGGAAGUUUUGGCGGAUUCUGGUUGCUUCUGCUAAAGGCUUCACAAUCGGAGCUGGUCUUAAAGGUGGACUCUCCCUGUUUUCGAUCCUUGCUGGAUUGAAGCGGAGAAAGGCUUUGGCCUCCCUCGGGAAGAAAGGAGUGAUUACGAAUCGUGAUGUAAUUUCCAUGGCUUUGAAGGAGACUUUGAGGUACGGCCUGUUUCUUGGAACCUUUGCUGGGACAUUCGUUUCCAUCGAUGAGAUAAUAGGCAAUCUGGCAGGUCACCGUAGGACUGCAAGAUGGAGGGCUCUAUCAGCGGGAGCAUUAGCUGGGCCAUCAAUGCUUCUGACUGGGUUAAAUACGCAACAUAAGACCUUGGCUAUCUACAUUUUUAUGCGUGCUGCGGUCUUGGCAGCGCGUUGUGGGAUUAAAAGCAAGCGGUUCGGCCAUAUUUGUAAGCCGCUCACGUGGUCAUAUGGUGACAUCUUCCUUAUGUGUCUCUCCUCUUCGCAGAUCUUGUCUGCGUAUGUGUUGAAGCAAGACAGCUUACCACCAUCAUUUAGUUCCUUUCUCAAUAUACAUGGUGGAAAAGAUACUGUAAUCCUGGAAGGUUUAAAGAGUUUUGUAUCAGGCAUGCCAUCUUCUAAUAAAUUUAAAGCAAUAGAAAAGUACUACAGGGCAAUGGGUGCAGAUGUCAAAUUAGAUCUGCAAAUGAAGACUCCAUGCACGAUUAUACAUGGAAAUCAAUCAUGUGGUGGCCAUGUUCUUAACUUUCUCAUUCAAGGAUAUAAAAGAGCAUUGCCAGUUUACCUACCUGUUUAUCUUGUCCCAGCCCUGAUAGUUCAUCGUGAAGGUCUCAUGAAUAGGCCUUACGAAAUUUUAGCAAGGGGGCUUCUAGGAACUGCCAGAUCAAGUUUGUUCCUUUCUGUAUAUUGUUCAUCUGCUUGGAUGUGGACAUGCCUUACUGCAAGAACUUUCAAGAAAAUAAACAUUCCCUUGGUUGCUCUGGCAACGUUCUUAGCUGGUUUGGCUCUGGCCAUUGAGAAGAAGAGCCGGAGGAUUGAAAUCUCACUCUAUUGCCUUGCGAGAGGCAUCGAGAGCUUCUUCAGUUGCAUGACGGAUCUGGGAUACUUGCCACAAUCAUUGAAUUUUAAGAGAGCGGAUGUGAUAAUCUUUAGCAUAUCAACUGCCAUUAUAAUGCACUGCUAUGCACAGGAAAGAGAGGUAUUUCGAUCCAAGUAUUUGAACGUCCUUGACUGGGUUUUUGGUGUGCCUCCUCCUCCCCCUUGUGAUGAAACACCAAGCUGCAAAAAUUGCAAGCAGCAUUGAGGCGACGUCGGAUCUUCUUCGACGAACUAGACUGACCAGGAUUUUAGGGUGCCAAAUAUGUGCAUUAUUUGGUCAUCAAUUUUCAUUCUACACAAUAUUACAAUGUUUAUGUGAUCAUUAGCUGAUAUAGAAUUAGCAUUCAAUCAAGCUUUAGAUGAUUCAUAUGAAGAUAUACUUUCCCCACAGGGCCUCACAUUUGGUAAAUAACAGAUGGCAUUAUUGUCCCGUCACUUUUCAUUUGUUAAAUAAGAGCCCCUUUUCAUCAA